This is a messenger RNA of Equus caballus (horse), 429 nucleotides long. NCBI's taxonomy places the organism in Eukaryota, Metazoa, Chordata, Mammalia, Perissodactyla, Equidae. The record is from RefSeq and is a predicted model, not a curated record.
AUGACAUUAAUCACUGACAGUAGAGAGUGCUGGAGAGAUGCUGCAAUAGGAAAACGUUUUACUUUCAGUUUGAGAGUGUUCACUUGCCAGGCUCCUGCAGUCCUUCUCCCCUAUGGGCAGCUCCUCCAGGCCACGAUCAAAAAUGCGAAUCUGUCAGAGGAAAUGCAACAAGACUCAGUGGAGUGUGCUACUCAGGUGUUGGAGAAAUAUAACAUAGAGAAGGAUAUUGCAGCCCAUAUUAGGAAGGAGUUUGAUAAGAAAUACAGCCCCACUUCACAUUACAUUGUGGGGAGGAACUUCAGGAGUUUGGUGACACAUGAAACAAAGCAUUUCAUCUACUUCUGCCUGGGCCAAGUGGCCAUUCUUCUGUUCAAAUCUGGUUAAAAGCGUGAGGACUGUGCCAUGCACCCAGAGAUGCACUCAAAGACA